AUGGGUGCUGGGCCCCUGCAGCAGCCGCUGCUCGCGGGCGACCCGCCCGCGACGACGCCGACCGCGCCGCCGCUCUCGCCCGAACAGCCCUCGCUGGUCAUUCGGCAGACUGCCUACGCGGCAGCCUCCGCCCCGCCCUCCGCCGGGACAGCGGUUGGGUACCCGCCGUACGAGGCGCAGCUGCGUGACGCGGCGGCAGGCGGCGCCUACCCCAGCGUGUACAGCAUCGGCAGCACGCCGCCGCCGCCGCCGCAGCACUACCAGCAGCAGCAGCAGCAGCAGCAGCAGCAGCACCACCACCAACACCAGCCAGCCCACGCGCCCUACGCGCCCCCCGUGGUCGAGCGCACAAUCUUUUAUGAGGGCCCUGUCAUCCAGCGCGUGUCCGCGGCGCCAGUGCUGCAGAUCUGCCCCGCGUGCGGCCACACCGGCCCCACGCGCGUGCGGCGCGAGCGCGGCUGCUGCACCUGGCUCCAGUGCUUCGGCCUCUGCUGGCUCUUCUGCCCUCUCUUCUGGCUGCCCUGCUGCCUCGACUGCAGCCGAGAUCGCCCGCAUAACGCCCUGCUGACGGCGGUGGCGAUGGCAGCCGCCGCGAACUGGGCCAGCGCGGCGGCGGUGGACCGGCCAUAG
This is a messenger RNA of Monoraphidium neglectum, 630 nucleotides long. RefSeq lists its product as hypothetical. The transcript has 4 exons. The coding region runs from base 1 to 630 and encodes 209 amino acids. Gene Ontology annotation, molecular function: zinc ion binding. NCBI's taxonomy places the organism in Eukaryota, Viridiplantae, Chlorophyta, Chlorophyceae, Sphaeropleales, Selenastraceae. The record is from RefSeq and is a predicted model, not a curated record.